CUGUGUGCCGGGUGCGGCCGUGCCUGGUCAGGACGGGGACAGGCACCGGGACAGGUCCGGGGCCCGAGCGGCCCCUCCCUUCCUCCUGCGCGGCUGGGCCGGCCCGGACAAGUGGGGGAACCCGUUUGUCCGGUCUGACGGCGGCUGCCGCGGGGACACCGGGCGGGAGCGGGGCGGUCGCUGGCGGGAGAGGGCCCUGAGAGAGCGAGCGAGCGAGCGGCGGGACCCGCGCCCACAGAGAUGUGCCUCAGCUGAUCGUCAGACUUGCCACCGAAGCUCCUCAGGCUGGACCGCCGGGUGAAAGGGAGGAUAAAGCUUUGCAGGGAGAUGGAGCCUAAUUUAAAGUUGGACACAGGGGACCCUUGAGCUGCAGCACACACCUGGGGAGCCUCUUGGGUCAGUCACAAGCUGCUUUGGAGAAAGGACACCAGCAGGAUGAUCUCAGAAAGGGAUUCAGAGACCACCUUGGAUGAGGACUCCCAGCCCAACGAUGAAGUGAUGCCGUACAGUGACGAUGAGACGGAGGACGAGCUGGAGAAUCAUCAGCCUGGGGCUGAGCCAGGACACAGCCCCAGCAGCAGAGGCACCCACGAGGGAAGGGAGACUCUGAGGAGAGACUGCAGCUGGCAAGUUAAAGCCAAUGAUGAACGCUUCUACGAGCAGCCCCAGUUUAAGAGAACAGUUUUUCUGUGUUUCAAAAGAAGCAAAUAUGCAGGAAAUGCAAUCAAGACGUACAAGUACAACCCUAUCACUUUUUUACCACUGAAUCUGUUUGAGCAGUUUAAAAGAGCAGCCAACUUCUAUUUCCUCGUUCUACUUAUUCUGCAGUCAAUUCCCCAGAUAACAACCCUGUCAUGGUACACAACACUGGUGCCCUUACUCCUGGUGCUGGGAAUCACUGCAGUCAAAGACCUAGUGGAUGACAUUGCUCGUCACAGGAUGGACAAUGAGGUUAAUAACAGGACGUGUGAGGUCAUCAGGGAUGGAAGGUUCAAGAACACAAAAUGGAAAGAUAUUAAAGUUGGUGAUAUAAUUCGUCUGAAGAAAAAUGCUUUUGUUCCUGCUGAUAUUUUGCUGCUAUCCAGCUCAGAACCAAACAGUCUUUGCUAUGUAGAGACAGCUGAACUGGAUGGUGAGACCAACUUAAAAUUCAAAAUGGCCCUGGAGGUAACGCACAGACACCUUCAAGAAGAGAGGGCGAUGGCAGACUUUAAUGGUAUGAUUGAGUGUGAAGAGCCUAAUAACAGACUGGAUAAGUUUGCAGGAACAUUGUUCUGGAGAAACACAGGUUAUCCACUGGAUACUGAUAAGAUUUUAUUACGUGGGUGUAAAAUCAGGAAUACAGAUUUCUGCCAUGGAGUGGUCAUAUUUGCAGGUGCUGAUACAAAAAUAAUGAAGAAUAGUGGGAAGACAAGAUUUAAAAGGACAAAAAUCGACUCCCUUAUGAAUUACAUGGUCUACACUAUUUUUGUUGUCCUGAUCCUGCUGUCAGCUGGCCUGGCCAUCGGGCACACUUACUGGGAGCAGCAGAUUGGCAACUCCUCCUGGUACCUCUACGAUGCACAGGACUUCAGUCCUCCCUACAGAGGCUUCCUCAACUUUUGGGGAUACGUCAUUGUUCUGAACACCAUGGUUCCCAUCUCCCUCUAUGUGAGUGUGGAAGUGAUUCGUUUGGGCCAAAGCUAUUUUAUAAACUGGGACCUGCAGAUGUAUUACCCUGAGAAGGACACGGCUGCCAAGGCCAGGACCACCACACUGAACGAGCAGCUGGGGCAGAUCCAGUACAUCUUCUCUGACAAGACAGGAACCCUUACACAGAACAUCAUGACCUUUAAAAAAUGUUGCAUAAACGGCCAAAGAUAUGGAGACUGUCGGGAUGGAGCAGGGCAGCUUCAGAGCCACCCUGAGCAGGUGGAUUUCAGCUGGAACAUGUACGCAGAUGGAAAGUUCUUGUUCUACGAUCACUAUCUGAUAGAGCAAAUAAAAGCUGGAAAGGAGCCAGAAAUUCAAAAGUUCUUCUUUCUGCUUGCCAUUUGUCACACAGUCAUGGUUGACACUUCUGAAGGUCAGCUCUAUUACCAAGCAGCUUCCCCAGAUGAAGGGGCCCUGGUGACAGCAGCCAGAAACUUUGGCUAUGUUUUCCUGUCACGGACACAGAAUACCAUCACCAUAAGUGAAAUGGGGAUUGAAAGAACUUAUGAUGUCCUUGCCAUCUUGGAUUUCAACAGCGACAGGAAGCGGAUGUCUGUCAUUGUAAGAGAAUCAGGUGGAAAUAUAAGGCUAUAUUGCAAGGGAGCUGACACAGUAAUUUAUGAACGGUUGCACCCGAGGAAUCCAAAGAGAGAAGCUACAGAAGAAGCACUAGAUAUUUUUGCAAAUGAAACUCUUAGGACACUCUGCCUGUGCUAUAGAGACAUCAGUCAUGAUGAGUUUGAAGAAUGGAAUAAAAAGUUUGUGGAGGCCAGUAUAGCUACAACCAGUCGUGAUGAAGCUCUGGACAAAGUAUAUGAGGAAAUAGAAAAAAACUUGAUUCUGCUGGGAGCCACAGCUAUUGAAGACAAGCUACAGGAUGGUGUUCCAGAAACCAUCUCCAGACUUUCAAAAGCAGACAUUAAAAUCUGGGUGCUUACUGGUGACAAAAAGGAAACUGCUGAAAAUAUUGGUUUUUCGUGUGAACUCUUAACAGAUGAAACAACAAUCUGCUAUGGAGAAGAUAUCAGUGCUCUUCUUCAAACUCGUCUGGAAAACCAGAGGAACAGAGCAGGAUCCAGUCCCCAUUCCUCUCUGAGGAUGAACGAGCCCUUCUUCCAGGGCAGUAGAGAUCGUGCUUUAAUAAUCACUGGCUCCUGGCUGAAUGAAAUCCUGCAAGAGAAGAAAAAGAAGAAGAAACUUAAACUGAAAUUCCCCAGAACAGCAGAAGAGGAAAAAAGGCAAAGUGAGAAGAGAAGAAGGGCUGAAGCUUACAAAGAACAGCAGCAGCAGAACUUUGUGGAUCUGGCCUGUGAAUGCAGGGCUGUGAUCUGCUGCAGAGUGACCCCGAAACAGAAAGCCAUGGUGGUCGAGCUGGUGAAGAAGUAUAAGAAAGCCAUUACCCUGGCUAUUGGGGAUGGUGCCAAUGAUGUGAACAUGAUUAAAACUGCCCACAUUGGAGUUGGAAUCAGUGGCCAAGAAGGGAUGCAAGCUGUCAUGUCCAGUGAUUACUCUUUUGGGCAGUUCCGCUACCUCCAGAGGCUGCUGCUGGUCCACGGGCGAUGGUCUUACAUCAGGAUGUGCAAGUUUUUAAGAUACUUUUUCUACAAAAACUUUGCUUUUACACUAGUCCACAUCUGGUAUUCGUUCUUCAAUGGCUUUUCUGCCCAGACAGCCUAUGAAGACUGGUUCAUCACACUGUACAACGUCCUGUACUCCAGUCUCCCAGUUCUGCUGGUUGGCUUGCUUGACCAGGACGUGAGUGACAAACUGAGUCUUCGCUUCCCUAGACUGUAUAUUUUGGGACAGAAAGAUUUACUUUUUAACUACAAGAAAUUCUUUAUCAGUUUGCUUCAUGGAGCUAUCACUUCACUGAUAAUAUUCUUCAUACCAUAUGGAGCUUACCUUAAAACUAUGGGACAAGAUGGAGAAGCACCUUCAGAUUACCAGUCAUUUGCUGUCACAGCUGCAUCUUCUCUUAUAUUUGUUGUCAAUUUUCAGAUUGGCUUGGAUACAUCUUACUGGACUUUUGUAAAUGCUUUUUCAGUAUUUGGGAGUAUUGCACUUUACUUUGGUAUCACAUUUGACUUACACAGUGCAGGAAUCCAUGUGCUCUUUCCUUCUGGCUUUCAGUUCACAGGAGCUGCUCCAAAUGCUCUGAGGCAACCAUACCUCUGGCUGACCAUGAUUCUGUCUAUUGCUAUUUGCUUGCUUCCUGUAGUGGCACAGCGUUUCUUAUCGACUGCCGUUUGGCCUUCAGAAAGUGACAGGAUCCAGAGGAACCGCAGGCAGUACCUGGCGGAGGAGCAGCAGUGGAAGCGGCGGCAGAGCGCGUUCCGCCGCGGAGUCUCCGCACGCCGCUCCGCCUACGCCUUCUCCCACCAGCGCGGCUACGCCGACCUCAUCGCCUCCGGGCGCAGCAUCCGCAAGAAGAGAGCUCCGCUGGAUGCAGUCCUGGGAAACAGCCUGGCCCAGCUCACAGAUGCUCGGGAAACCAGCUGAUGGGCUGCCUUUGGGGGAGGAGAUUUUCAUCCCAGUGCUUGCACACACAGAGGAAUUGUAUUUUUUCUUUUAAACAAACUCAGGAUUUUUUUUUAACCAGAUGGCAUCAGGAUGUGAAGAUUUCUGUUUUAUCACAGAACGUACUGGUUUUGGACUACUGGAAGCAUAGAAAGGUCUCCGUGGAGCUACCAAUCCUCAAGCAACUGAGUUGUGUUUAGUGUGCACAUGAAGGAUCCAUGUGCAGGGCACACAACCCCUGCCUUGCAGUUAUUUGGGGGUUUUAGUGAUGCCUGGAAUUGCAAACUUUUUCACAUUUUAAUAAUGUGUUGGUAUAAAACUGCAGCUACAUUUCAUGUUUUGUCUCCAAAAGCAAACUGCUGAGCAGCAGCUGACUUGUGACACUGCACUGCCAGGGCAGCAAAGAGGUGACCAGACUUUGGAGAGUGUUCCCACCCGGCCGAGAUUCUCUGGGAAUAUCUGGUGAUGAACUGGAGCCAGUGUCUGGUUUUAUGAGGAGUUCUGACACGGACAGGAUGCUUUCUGCUCCUCUCUCCUCCUGCAGCAGCAGCUGGCUGCACUGAUCCAGAGGUGGCUCCGAACCUGCCUUCCUUCCACAGCCACCCCCUCCUUGCUCCCGGAAUAAAGAGAUCC
Messenger RNA from Calypte anna (Anna's hummingbird), 4842 nucleotides. It is a transcript of the gene ATP8B1, whose product is annotated as ATPase phospholipid transporting 8B1. NCBI's taxonomy places the organism in Eukaryota, Metazoa, Chordata, Aves, Apodiformes, Trochilidae. Gene Ontology annotation, molecular function: ATP binding; ATP hydrolysis activity; ATPase-coupled intramembrane lipid carrier activity. Gene Ontology annotation, biological process: phospholipid translocation; Golgi organization. The record is from RefSeq and is a predicted model, not a curated record. The transcript is spliced from 30 exons. Gene Ontology annotation, cellular component: plasma membrane. The coding region runs from base 436 to 4191 and encodes 1251 amino acids.